Messenger RNA from Patiria miniata (bat star), 4467 nucleotides. RefSeq names its product coiled-coil domain-containing protein 66-like (gene ccdc66). Gene Ontology annotation, biological process: cilium assembly. The transcript has 15 exons. Bases 213 to 3380 code for a protein of 1055 amino acids. Lineage: Eukaryota; Metazoa; Echinodermata; Asteroidea; Valvatida; Asterinidae. Gene Ontology annotation, cellular component: cilium; microtubule. Gene Ontology annotation, molecular function: microtubule binding. The record is from RefSeq and is a predicted model, not a curated record.
GUAUUACAUAGUUUCGGCAGAAUUCAUGCGGCGUAUGUCAUAUGUACACAUGUUCGUCAUGUACGUAGGGCCUAAACGAAUAUUGCAUGGAGAUUAUCAGCACAGCAGCACAGCUAGACUGACGCUGUUGUUCGGUUAUUGCAUUGAACUAGUUUAAUCAUGUAUUUUCAUUCGAAAAUUAUGAUAGUGUGAAGUACUUUGACUUUGUAAAUAUGAACAGAGGUGAAGGAGCGAAGUAUGCUGCCAAAGCGAAGUCUGGUCAAAUUGGAAUUUACCUUUUUAAAGAUACAAAGCCAAACAAAAACAAAAAGUUUGGAUACAAGAAGAGAGCCCAGACAUAUUCCAUUAGGAAAGUCACCACUGCCCAAGAUUCACAGGCCAAUAGCACACCAGCUCCGCUAAAGAAACCCACCUCUGAAAAGGCUACGUAUCCCAAGAGCCAUACCCAGUAUGCAAAAGAAACGGGCUCACCAUGGAGCAGGCAAAUAGCAAGUAAUAAUACCUCUGACAGAAAGUUAACAGGGACAGAUUUUGUGAAGAGAAAUGUGCAGAAGGUCGGUGAGAAGACAAAAGAAGACUCCAAGGAUGCUCACACCAUAGCACUGACACAGGACCAGUUGAACGCAAUACUGAAGUCCAUUGGGCAAAUAGCAGGCAGUGAGAAAGUUGCUAGUAUUGAAAUAGAAGAUGGGGAUGUAAAAGUGAAUGCUCCAGAUGAGGAACUGCCUAAAGACAAGUUUGAUGAUUCCAACCAAGAUUCCAAACCUGACAAAAAGGAUGGCAAUGAGCAUACCGUGGAAGAAGGUGAUGAGAACAUAUCUCCAUUUCCAGGAUCUCAGAACAUCCUGUCAUUGGUAGGAAAGGCAAGGACAAGAACCCCAAGCCGUGGGCCGAGCACAGAGCCUACAACCCCAAGCAAAACAUCAGGUGCAGCCAACGCUGUAUCAUCCAAGACACUCAAGGAACGGUCAGCAGAGAAGGUUGCGGAGAACGGGAAAAAACAGACCAUGAAAGAUCCAAAGACAGGAGAUGGAAAUCAGACAGGAUCAAGGGAGGAAGGCAUUGGUCAGGUGGAGUUUGCUCAUCUGAGCUUAGCUGAAAGAAAGAGACGCAAGUGGAAACAGGAGCAAGAUGAGCAAGAAGCUCUAAACCGACAACAGGCACUGCAAGAAAAGCAUGUGAGGGAGGUUGUUGCAAGUAGAAUGGGCAUGAUGCACCAUGAGAUGAGCACUCCAGAACAUCAUGAGAGAAGCCUGACAGCAUCAAGGAACACACCACAGGUUGAUACAACAACGUCUUUGAGAGAUCCAUUCUCUUUGGAGACUUCACCCCGUGGUGUUGCCCCAUCUAGUCUUGGUGUUAUUGAAACACAGCGAAUAGUACCAGCAGCCAUGAGAUCCUCAUUUCUUAUUGGUGGACAAGGGUCAGCAGGUUCAAGGUUGAAUGACCACAAUGCACAGGUUAAAAGAAGACAACAGCAGGAAUGGCUGAAAGAACUGGAACAACAGCGUAUUGAGGCACAAGAGCGCAAAGAACAGGAGAAACGACGCCAUCAAGAAUUUGAAUCCAAUUUGACCCAUCAGUGGGCAGAGCCUGUUGAAUUACCUAAGACACAACAGUCCAUAAAGGGUCAUGGGAAGGUACAUGAUGACUCGGCCAUGUAUAGACAGAUUGAGAGGAAGGUUGACAGAGGGGAGGAGGUGGAGCAACCCCAUAGUGCACCUCCACCGGGCUCAGAGGGCAGAGAUGACAGCCAGGCAUUUACAAAACCAUCCCAAGAAAGGAGUCACAUUAGAGCUCACAAUCUUCUCCUGGAUCCUGCCGAGAUUGAGCGAAGAGAAGCCCAGCGAGUUAAACACAUGGAACACAUGCUUGCUGUAAAGGCCCAGGUUGAAGAGAAGCAGCGACUUAAAAGAGAGGCAGAGGAAAGGAGACGGCAGGGGGAGGCAGAGGAGGAAAGACAAUUGGCACAUCAGAGAAUGAACUUACAACAUCAGUAUGAUUCAGAGAAAGAAAAGCAAAGGAAAAAAGAAGAUGAUGAAGCAGCCAGGCACACAGCCUUAGUUGAGAGCAUGCAGGCAGCUUACAAUGACGCACAGAAGGAGAAACAUCAGAAGAGAUUGGAGAAACUGACUAAGAUGGGACAUGAUACUUCUAACCUUAGAUCCAGCUGGGAUAACCAACAGGACAAUUCCCCUCCUAAACAGGACACCAAAGUGGCUUACAAGACCUCACCCAGGCCAGAACAACCCACAAUGCCUCAGCAUGUUCAGCAUCCACCUGAAGUGCCUAUACCUUUACAUGUGAUGGAUCAUGUGAUCAAUCAAGUGAAAGACAGUCCUAUCAUGGUUGAUGCAUUCACCUCACCUGUGUAUGACCAGGCUGUGCAAACAGAGUUUCACUUCCCUCCUCAUGAAGAUGUCACACUUCAAGGUGGCCUACUGGAGCGAGAGCCCAGUGCUCACAUUGAAUAUCGACCACACAGAAGAAUAGCACAGCAGGAAGCAGGAAGGAAAGAUCAGAAAAUGGAGCGUAUUCAGACAUACAAAGCCCGGGAGAAGAAGAGAAUUAGCAAAGAGGAAAGACAGUCAGAGGUAAAUGCCAGAGUUAUGACGCAGACACAGCAAACAUCAAGGACAACAUCACCGGGAUCAGAGCCUGGAAACAGCCGAAAGAAGUCAGUCAAGAAAUUGGAGAAGCCAGUUUGGGGGGCCAAUACCAAGACCAAGAAACUCCAGCAGAACUCGGACAAAGAUUUGACUGUCAACAAGAGGAAACGGGAGGAGAGGCGACAACAAAGGGCAGCAGAGCUCUUAGCAGAGCAAGAACGGAAUGCUCCAGGGAGACUCUUAAAAGCAAAGAAACCUGUAGCUGCUGGGGCUGUGCAACCUGACACAGUUCAAGGGUCUAAGCCGACUCAAUCAAGAGCUGGAGGUAGCCUGGACAGGAAGCCAAACCACAAACCCCAUCAUGGUAGGACAGACUUGGUGCAAGACCAAGGCGAUAUGCAAACUUGGACAGAUGAAAACAGCGAUCUGCCGGACACACCACCACUCAAAAAUGGUGACUUUGUGCCAUUCUUGCGCAGUGAUGAACCCCUGAUGAGUGAGGACAGUGUACCAGUCACUCCAGAGUCACAUCAGAUGCUGAGGCAGAGGAAGAUUGUACAGACAGUCAUCGCUGAUGAUAACAAUAGAGGGCGGAAGGAGAACAAGAUCAGAUUACUUGCACAAAAUGAAAAAGACCCGCUGCUAAAUCCUGAUAGACUGAAGGACACAGAGCAGCGGCAAGAGCGUAUUCUGCAGCAACUAUCUCACCUAAGACAAGGUCUAAUGAUGAAACAACGGGAGAUGGAGUUGGGUUUGUCCAGUCCUGUCUAAAUAUGUAUGCUGGAACACACAUGAUUGGUCAGAAUAGAAAACAGAUGGAUUGUGCACCUGAUAUCCAAACAGUGUACACAAUGGUGUCACUCCACUAAUGCCACAUUUUAUUGAAUAACUUGCGCAACACUGCAUGUUGCAAAGUAUUUCAGUUGUACACUUCAUGAAAAAUUUGGCAGUCUGUGAUUUACGGAACAAGGGGGGCAACCGCACUCACACGUCUGCGCAGAAAUAUAGACAUGUGUUUUCUCUGGACACUUGGCCUAUUUGGGGGGCGGGUACCCAUCUUCCAAGUGGGGGCACUCUUCAAAACUGAGCAUUAUUAUGCAUACUGGAGAAUAUAUGCUGAUUUACACGCAGCAUUGUCAGAUCUUUCUCGCCAUAUUUGGAAAUAGUUAUGACAAAAAUCUUUCAAAACAUCCGCCUGAGGGAGGGGGAAGCCAAGCCCCCCUCCCCUCCCCUCGAUACGCCUCUGGGAUGAGCAACACAAGAGAUGUCUUUGUUCAAUUCAGCUUGCUACUUGACUUGUGACUGGAUGUCUUUUGACUUCUGAUGGACUUGUAAGGACUUAUGCUGCCCUUGACUACAGUGUAUAUAUAUGUAAUGAACUCUCACUUAUGGAUUAUGUGGGAUAAAGAUUUGUAACAAAUUGCAUGCACUGAUGUAUGACACCAGCUAACAGAGAAAUGGUUCAGCUUGCCGUCAUUUAGACAUCAAAACCAUUGGCCUUAUCAGUGUGUACAUGUAUGUAUAAAUAAUACAGGGUGAGUCAAAAACAGUGGAACCAAAACCCCCUCAAAAAUAUUUCAUAUUUGAAAAAAUGUGUAGCACCAAAAAUAAUAAUGACUGGAAAGACAAUUUUAUGAACUACUUUUAGACGAAAAAAAAUUACUGAAAUUGCUCAUAUGCGUUGAAAGAGUAUAAUCAUUUCUACGCAAUGACCCUAAAACCUCUUUCGUCCAAAAAUGUGAUUCCAAGAGAUGUCGCCUAACUUGUCUUCAAACAUCGCCAGCGAUAAAAUAACAGUUUAAAAGUAAAAAUAUUCAACAAAGUCCUUCUGAAGGCCUGUCUUUAAAAAAAAAGUUGU